Molecule: messenger RNA, 69 nt
Organism: Linum tenue
Lineage: Eukaryota; Viridiplantae; Streptophyta; Magnoliopsida; Malpighiales; Linaceae
Source: the annotation of a GenBank genome assembly
AUGCCUCUCUUCUUUUUUCUAUUAGCCUUUAUUUGGCAAGCUGCAGUCCCGAAGGUGAAUACUUUCUGA